GCCCGAUUUCGACAACAACGGCGUCGCAAAGAAGCAAGUUGCAGUCCAUUCGAAAACUCGGUGGCCGAGGUCGUUGCGAAAUUUCUUGUUUCUCCGGCGUCUACCUCGACAUCCCUUCUGCCCGGAAGAAAAUUCGCGCCAGAGCCGAGUGGGAGGAUGCGGAUAAAGCAGUCUCCGAGAAGUUAGCCAACAAACAAUCGAGAUCGAGAUCGGUGAAUCAGGAUCAUCGGCGGCAUGUGGCGUGGUCUGAUCGUGUUGGCCCUUUUCGCUCAUUGCGCUUCUACUUACUCCGCGUUCCGUGAACAGUCGCCUUCCGACGAUAACCAAAGCAUUCGGUCGAAUCGGCGAGCCGUUCGCGAAUCGCCAUUAGCCGUUGCUACCGAAGUCGAAGACCUUCUCGGCGAAGGAAAUGCUCCGAAACGGAAACAGAAAAAUAUGUCUGGGAAAUCGGACGAGGGAGGAUACUACAAGACGUACGGUAGCGACGCCGAGGGUGAAAAGGGUUACACGAAGGCAACCUACGGCAAGGGCAAUCACGGCUAUAAGACUCUCGACACCUUCCACAAGCGGGACGGCGACAAGUACGCAUUCGAGAAGCACGCUGCCUUCGGCAAAGCGCGCGCCGACAAGAAAAGUAACCACCACGACCAAGAUGCUGGCUACGGUUCACGGAAAGGCGGUGAUCACGAGGGCGCUGGUACCAUCGUCGAUAGUCGUUACAUUGCCGACGGGAUAGGUCGUCACGAUGAACACGACGAAGUCGGCGACCACGAAAGUUACAGCCAAGGCGACGGUGCACACUACACGGAUCAUGGACCAGAAUAUUCGAGUUACGGUCAUGGCGGAAGCCACAGCAUCGGAGACGGUGGAGAUGGUUCUUACGAAAGUCACAGCUCCUACUCGAAAAGCUAUGGUGACGGACACGAGGGCAGCCAUCGCUAUUAGAGUAAAUGUUCCAGUGAUUCGACGAUUAACGAAAGAAUUAUUAUUUAUAUGUGGAUAGCUUUAUCUGGAAAGGUCCUUUUCUCAAAAUCUAUGUCAAAAGAAACCUUUGUAAGGUAUGAAACCCGUUAAUCGUAUCAAAUGUGAGACUGUUUCGAUGGUCCUUUGAUUCGACAAAAAUAUACGCAUGUCCCAGUUAUCGAACACUUAGGCCCAGUGAUCGAUAGUUAUUUGAUCGAACUAAGACGUAAAGUUAAAAGCUUACAAUUAAUUUAUACGCUAAGUAUGCGAUGAAAAUAUCAAAUAAACAGAUAUAAUUUUUAUCAGAAAGGAAAAAAACAUUGUAUAUCUUCAUUCACAGAAAAGAUUAGUAUAAUUUUAAAUCCAAAGAAAUACAGAAUAUUAUUAAUAAUUAGUGAUAAGGUUAAUAAUGAUAUACGAAUAGCGUUAAGAACUUCGAUACAAUUAAGAAUAAACUAUUUAAUGUAGAAUUGCAUUUAUUUAA
Messenger RNA from Megalopta genalis, 1447 nucleotides. The record is from RefSeq and is a predicted model, not a curated record. NCBI's taxonomy places the organism in Eukaryota, Metazoa, Arthropoda, Insecta, Hymenoptera, Halictidae.